AUAUCAAGUCAUCUUUUGUACGUUGUCAUUAAAAAUGUUUUGUAUGGAAAUCGACCUUAAAUGGUAAUUUACUGAUAACCAUUAAAAAUACAAUACACAUACAAUUUCUGUAAAGUAGUCAUUUUAUAUCACUUCAAAUAUUUUACCAUGAACAUUUCGCCUUGGAUCCAUUUUAAGAGCCACGUUAUGUUUUUUUUCUAUUUUUAACACAGAAAACACAAAGUGAAAAAUAUUUAUUAGCUGCUAACAUCGGCCACUUUGAAAAAAAAAACAUCGCCACGCAUAUUGGAGGGAAUAUUUUAAAUUUUCCUCCACGACACAAUGAAUAAACUUCUAAGUCCGUGACACACAAUCACCAUGAAUUGUGCCCGAACUUUACCGAGUCUAUUUUCCAAGGUUCGAAUAACUAACUACCAAGCUAAGCUAACUAACCUCACUACAUUCAUUGUUUUGACGCCACACGUACGCUCCUUCAGUUAUGGUAUCCAAGUUGAGGAACAUGCGCCCGUUGCUGUUCUGCGGCCCGUCCGGCUCCGGCAAGAGCACGCUGCUCAAGAAAUUGCUGGAGGACUUCCCGGACAAGUUCGGGUUCAGCGUCAGCCACACCACGAGGAAGCCGCGGCCGGGCGAGGUGCACGGCCAGCACUACUACUUCACCGACGUCGACGCCAUGAAGGAGGCCAUCGCCAAGGGCCUGUUCCUGGAGACCGCCACCUACGGCGGCAACAUAUACGGCACCAGUCGCGAGGCGGUGGAGUCGGUGAGCCGACAGGGGAAGGUGUGCGUGCUGGACAUCGAGAUACAGGGCGUCAAGCAGAUCAAACAGACCGAUCUGAAUCCGUGGAGCGUGUUCAUCAAGCCUCCUUCAGUGGACCACUUGAAGGACAGGCUGAUCGGGAGGAACACGGAGACGGAGGAGACUUUGAACAGGAGGUUGUCGGCGGCUGCCGAGGAAAUACAGUACGGCACUGGGGAGGGUAAUUUCGACGUCGUUAUUGUCAACGACAAUCUGGAGCAUGCUUACGCCCAUCUCAAGGAGUUCGUCGUCGAAAACGUAUUAAAAAAUGAUGCUUAAACAUUUCCACUUAGAUAUUUAGUAAUCUAGUCUGUUGCAGCUGACGUUUGCGAGAAAGAAUCUCGUUUAUUUUUACUCAAAUACCAUGAAUGUUUGUUUUUGUACACUAUUGUUAUUAUUAAAAAUUAUUUAAUUUUUA
Aethina tumida (small hive beetle) is the source of this 1214-nucleotide messenger RNA. RefSeq names its product guanylate kinase-like. Lineage: Eukaryota; Metazoa; Arthropoda; Insecta; Coleoptera; Nitidulidae. Gene Ontology annotation, cellular component: cytosol. Gene Ontology annotation, biological process: purine nucleotide metabolic process. Gene Ontology annotation, molecular function: GMP kinase activity. The transcript has 2 exons. The record is from RefSeq and is a predicted model, not a curated record. Bases 479 to 1075 code for a protein of 198 amino acids.